This is a messenger RNA of Temnothorax curvispinosus, 2112 nucleotides long. RefSeq lists its product as uncharacterized. The transcript has 7 exons. Gene Ontology annotation, molecular function: translation activator activity. Lineage: Eukaryota; Metazoa; Arthropoda; Insecta; Hymenoptera; Formicidae. Gene Ontology annotation, biological process: regulation of translational initiation. The record is from RefSeq and is a predicted model, not a curated record. Bases 297 to 1394 code for a protein of 365 amino acids.
UGUGCAGCGUGCAGCUGCGUACCUUUUGCACUUAAAAUAAAAUAAGCGUUGAUAAAUCAUGCAAUUCGACGUUGGGAGGGAGAGGGAGAGAAGAAAACUAGAAGUACGAAGAUUCAAUUGCAAAGGACCUACAUCCUUCCUUCAUUUCGUCCUCUGUUGCUCCUCCAACGUCUGAGCGUAAAUUGUGAAAAGAGCUGUCUCGUCGCGGGUGCAGAACAGAGAAGGUACAACCAGGUACAACGUCGUGCAGCUGGAAGGAACAGGGGAGAACAGAUCGAGCAGGUUUAAGUUGGUCAAUGAUGACUUCGUUCGGCCGAGGUCGCGGAUGGUCCAACCACCAGAGCCAGGACAGAGACCAGGGUCUACGUAGGCCAGGAGGAGGAGGAGGUGGAGGCGCGUUCGGCAGCAACAAGGUGCUGAAAGACAUAGUGGACAAACUGGUCUCCCAUGACGAGCGCGAGGGCCUCCCGCCGCAACUGAUCCAGGAGAUCGUGGACCUGUUGACCGUCGCGGUCAACGAGGACAAUCUGAGGCACGUGUGCGACUCGCUGUGGAAGCAGGCGAUAUACCACUCGCUGACCACAAAGUUGGCGAUGGUGUUCAGCGACAACAGGGUCGCUCUGUUAGAGGAUAAUAACAAAAACAGCAUACGAAGCCGCUUCUUACGUUUUCUACAGGAUAAUUAUAUGUCUAAGGAAAAAGACAGAGCAGAGGAUAGAAAGAUAUUUGCCAACAAAAUCUUACUUCACGCAGAAGUCUACUAUCACAUGAGACUGAACGAUGGAAACAGAUUAAAAAUAUUGGCCGAGCCAUUAAUUCAAUAUUUGGAAGAUCUGUUGCAAGACAAUCCUAAGGAUAAUAUUUAUUUUAUCAUGAUACAGCUUCUUAGAUCUGGUAAGGAUCUUUUCGCGGCGUGCCCGGGAGGAUUAGAGAGCUUAAUAAUGACAAUCAGGCAACUGCUGGUGAAGGAAAACCUGCACAAUCCUGAAAAUUAUGCAGCUUUAUUGCUGGUGAUAGAACUAGCCAAUAACGACUAUGAAAUUAAGGACACUCGGGUGAAACAUUUUUAUUUCUCAAAUAUCAAGUCCCUCUCUUUCGAACACCCGUUCACUCACGAAGAAUUAAAGGUGAUAGCAACAAAGACUGAAAAUGAUAAUAAAUUACAGGAAGUAGAUAACAGCCAACGAAUUGUAAGAGAAGACGCGAAGAAUGAUGUAUCUGGGCAAGGCAAUUAUUCAAAGAAUUCUAUUCCAAGAGCGAUACGCGGUUCGGGUGCGUCAGACAAACCAAAAAAAGGAACUAAUACGAAAUCAAAUUCACUGAGAACGACACCGCCGAGGGAAAGGAACAAGGCUUGGGGUCACGACGAUAGGUUUCACGAGCAUUACGAAUGAAUAUCUUGUACAAGUUCAUUGUCGGUCUGCUGACGCACAGAAUAAAUGAAGUUACAAAAGAGAUUUUAAGAAAGAUCAUGGAUACUAUGGAUGUAUGUAUACGCGACGGUAUACGUGACGUAUAUUGUCGUGGUUGCGAUCAGUGUGAGCAAAACCAUAUUGGAUUCCUUUUUUUCGACAGAGGAAGAGAAGAGAACAGUUCCAUUUUGUCCUAUUUCGACAUCGAAAAUUUAACGGAAUGUGAUAUGCUCUGAUAUUAUCGUGCUUUUAUCUUACGCUCAGGCAAAAUUUCCAAGUGCCAUGCGUUUUAUGUGAGCCCAUCCCUUGGAAGAUCAGAAUAUACAAGUUUUGUAAGCAGUUUAUUUAUGAACAUAUAUCGUGUCAUUGGGACAUUAAACAAUCUUCUCUCUCCUAUGAUUCGCAAGGUAGUUUAUUGUGGAGUAAGAAAUAAAUGAUAUUACUUUUUUUUUAUUCUUAUUGUCUGAAUAAUUUUUGUUAUAGCGGCAUCAUGAAAUUUUAGAAGCGUCGACGUGAUUUUAACUUUUUUUUUUUUUUACAAUUAUAUUAAUCUCUCAGAAUAGAAGUACAUCUCUUUCGCCCAUCGGAACAUUAUUCAAGAUUAUAUCUCACGAUUUACUAUGAACAAACGACAUCACAGAAUAAUGCUAUAUAAUGUAUGUAUUAAGUAUGCAAAUAAAGUAAAAUUGCAAUUCUAUUA